AUGGCAGUCAUUCCAGGCAUUUCCGACUACUCGGAUAGCUCACCUUUCCAUCCAGGUGUGACACUUUUAGUGUCCUGCCUAUCACUGAUACCUGUCUACUUUACUGGCCUUAUCCUUUACAAUGUCUACUUCCACCCGCUGUCCAAAUACCCAGGCCCAAAGUCUAUGGCGGCAACACGCAUUCCCAACAUGCGUAUGGUCGCGUCCGGCCAGGCACACCGAGUAAUCGUACAGUUACACGAAAAAUACGGUCCAGUUGUCCGAGUUUCCCCAAACGAACUUUCAUUCGUAACCAAUGGCGAGGCCUGGAAGCCAAUCUAUGGCAGUCGACCAGGCCACAGCCAAAAACCCAAAAACUACCUAUUUUACCAACAGACCAUUGAUAAUUUUCCAAACAUUAUUUCUUCCAAUGAUGCUGAUCACACCCGUUUUCGUCGUUCACUAUCCCAUGCAUUCUCCGAUAGCUCUCUUCGUGGCCAAGAACCCAUCAUCAAGGGCUACGUUGACCUAUUGAUCCAGCGUUUGCAUGAGACCACAAAAAGAGGAACUGUACCCGUCGAUGUCGUUUCUUGGUACAACUUUACAACAUUCGACAUCAUCGGAGAUUUAGCAUUCGGUGAACCAUUCAGCUGUCUUCAGAACUCGAGCUAUCACCCCUGGGUGAGUAUGAUCUUUGCCGGUGUUAAGGCUGGAGCUUUGAUCGGUUUAAUCCGCCGUGUGCCUUACCUAGAGCAUCUCAAAAAGCAACUCACUCCCAAAAAGCUCAUGGACGCUAAACUAGACCACCAAAGUUUGACCAAGGAGAAAGUUCAAGUUAGGAUGGGGAAACCGAAUGAUCGGCCUGAUUUCUUUGCGAACAUUCUCAAGCAGAAGGACCCAUCUAAAACAUUCAGUGAAGGGGAGCUAUAUGCGAAUGCAGAUGUUUUGAUUAUCGCUGGCUCGGAGACCACUGCUACCUUACUCUCGGGUGUGACAUAUCUUCUGCUGAGAAGCCCGCAUGCAUUUGCCAAGCUUAAGGAUGAAGUUAGGGGUGCUUUCAAGUCUGAUUCUGAUGUCACUCUGGAGGCGUGUAACCAGCUGGUAUAUCUGCAGGCUUGUUUGAAUGAAGCCUUGAGGAUGUAUCCGCCGGUUCCUGUUGGGUUACCUCGCGUUAUCGAUGCCCAAGGAGACACUAUCGAUGGAAACUGGGUACCAGGGGGCGUAACUGUCUCGGUCUCUCAUAUAGCAACCUACUCGUCGGAGAAGAACUUCAAGGACGCAAAGCAUUUCAUACCUGAGCGUCAUCUCAAUGAUCCUCGAUUUGCGUCAGACAAUAAAAAUGCAUUGCAGCCAUUUAGCUUUGGCCCAAGAAACUGUAUUGGUCGAAACCUUGCCUAUGUCGAGAUGCGCUUGAUUCUUGCUAGAAUGAUUGUCAACUUCGAAAUGGAGCUUGCUGAGCCUGGUUUCGAUUGGAUAGAUCAGAAGGUGUAUAAUCUGUGGGAGAAGCCGCCACUGAUGCUUAACCUUAUUCCAAGAGACAUGGCAAAAUCGGAGAAGGCUUGA
Messenger RNA from Penicillium longicatenatum, 1542 nucleotides. Its product is annotated as cytochrome P450. Bases 1 to 1542 code for a protein of 513 amino acids. The transcript has 4 exons. Lineage: Eukaryota; Fungi; Ascomycota; Eurotiomycetes; Eurotiales; Aspergillaceae. Gene Ontology annotation, molecular function: iron ion binding; oxidoreductase activity, acting on paired donors, with incorporation or reduction of molecular oxygen; monooxygenase activity. The record is from RefSeq and is a predicted model, not a curated record.